AUGGGAGGCGGCGGCAAACCCCAGAACAUCUUCAGACUUCGCCUGGGUGAAGACCCACGCGAAGUACUGAACUGGCGACUAUGGUUCGCCGUGCUGAGCUUUGGGAUUAUGGGUGCGGCACGCGGUAUUGACGAAGGCCUCGUCAACGGAACCUUCAAGACGAAGCACUUCCAAAACAGCCUACACCUCAAGGCGCUGAGCGCAUCCGAGUACGCGAACGUCCACGGCAACGUCGUCGGCAUGGUGCAAAUCGGCAGCGUCGUCGGUGCCCUCCUCGCCUUCGUCGUCGCCGACCGCAUCGGUCGCCUCUGGGCCACCCGCCAACUCUGCCUCCUCUGGAUCCUCGGCAUCGUCAUCUUCCUCACCAACGGCGGCCGCCUCGGCCAAGUCUACGCCGGGCGCUUCAUCGCAGGCAUCGGCAUCGGCGAGACGACCGUCAUCGCGCCCGUCUACAUCGCCGAGAUCGCCCCGCGCAGCGUGCGCGGUCUCUGCACUUGCGUCUUCGCGGGCUCGGUAUACAUCGGGAUCAUGCUUGCCUAUUUCGCUGUCUGGGGGAGCUCGUUACACCUUAACCAGAACAGCCCCAAAGCCUGGAUCAUCCCUACCUCGAUCCACCUGAUGUUCGCCGGCUUGAUCUUCAUCCUAUCGUUCUUCAACUACGAGUCCCCGCGCUACCUCGUCAAGCAAGGCAAGACCGAGCACGCCAUCACCAAUCUGGCCCGCAUCCGUGGCCUGCCCGCUGACCACGAGGUCGUCGUGCGGGAAAUCCGAGAUAUUCAGAAGCAGUUGGAAGAAGAGCAGGAAGCGACGAUGGGUGGUGGUUUCUUCGGCGUGGUCAAAGAGAUCUUCCUCAUUCCGAAGAACGCCUUCCGCUUGUAUCUUGGCCUUGGCACGCAGCUGCUGUCGCAGUGGAGCGGUGCGAGCUCGAUUACCAUCUACGCCGUCGACUUUUUUGCGCUUCUGGGCACCAAGGGUCAGAGGGAGUCUUUGUUCGCAACGGCCAUCUUCGGCGUCGUCAAGUUCGUGGCCGCCAUCACCUGCGCCCUCUUCCUCGUCGACGUCAUUGGCCGGAAGCGCAGCUUGAGCAUCGGUAUCGCUCUGCAAGCCAUCGCUAUCCUCUACAUAGCAUCCUUCCUGACGGCCGUGCCGAAUCUGGGGGAAGAAGGGUACAAACUCACGGCCAGUCAGAAGCCGGCUUCCGUGGGCGCGAUCGUGAUGAUUUACGUUUCCGGCUUUGGGUGGGCGAUGGGCUGGAACUCGGUGCAAUACCUCAUCAACGCCGAAAUCUACCCCCUGCGCAUCCGCGCCAUCACGAGUUCGGUGGUGAUGUGUUUCCACUUCAUAAACCAAUGGGCCAACUCCAAAGCCGUGCCCACCAUGCUGCUCGACCCGGCCCAGGGCGGCCUGUCGGCCAAGGGCACCUUCUGGCUCUUCUUCGCCAUCACCGCCAUCGGAGGCGUGUGGGUGUGGUUCACCAUCCCCGAGACGGCGGGACUGUCGCUCGAGCAGAUGGAUCAUGUGUUUUCUUUGCCGUGGUGGAAGAUUGGGCUGUUUGGGCGUAGGGAGGCGGAGGUGCAGUUUCAGAUUGAGCGGGAGAGGGAGUUGGAGGAGAAGGUUGAGCCCCUGCAGGUGGAGAGGGUGGAGGCGGGGGGGAAGGUGUAG
This is a messenger RNA of Baudoinia panamericana UAMH 10762, 1662 nucleotides long. RefSeq lists its product as uncharacterized. The record is from RefSeq and is a predicted model, not a curated record. Gene Ontology annotation, molecular function: carbohydrate:proton symporter activity. The transcript has 6 exons. Gene Ontology annotation, cellular component: membrane. NCBI's taxonomy places the organism in Eukaryota, Fungi, Ascomycota, Dothideomycetes, Mycosphaerellales, Teratosphaeriaceae. The coding region runs from base 1 to 1662 and encodes 553 amino acids. Gene Ontology annotation, biological process: carbohydrate transport; transmembrane transport.